UACACCACCUUUUCAAAAUCAUCUCAUCUUUCAAACCAAAAAAGCUUUGAAACACACCAAAACCAGCAACAAUGGCUCCAAUUGUCUCAAAACUUGGCAUCAUUGGUGCCGGUGUGAGUGGCUUAGCAGCAGCCAAGCAGCUAGCCCAUCACAACCCUAUUGUUCUUGAAGCCUCUGAUUCCAUUGGAGGCGUCUGGAGGCAUUGUUCUUACAGUUCCACAAAGCUUCAAUCUCAUAGACGUGACUAUGAGUUCUCUGACUUCCCUUGGCCUGACAGGGACAACGCAGACUUUCCUUCCCAUCUUGAGAUAUUGGACUACUUGGACUCUUAUGCUCAGCACUUUGAUGUCCUUAAGUUCGUGAGGUUCAAUUCCAAGGUGGUCGAGGUUCGGUUUGUUGGUGACCGGGAAACCGUUGAUUUUUCUGUAAAACCUGUGGAGUAUGGGGGCCUCUCGCCAGGCCGCGGUCAGCCUGUUUGGGAGGUUUCUGUGCAGACCAAUGAUUCAGAGGCCAUUCAGUGGUACGCCUUCGAGUUCAUUGUGGUUUGCAUUGGGAAGUAUGGUGAUAUACCCAAACUUCCACAGUUUCCACAGAACAAAGGCCCUGAAGUAUUUGAAGGCCAGACUCUGCAUGCUCUUGAUUACUGCAAAUUGGACAAGGACGCUGCUUCUGAUUUGCUAAAGGACAAGAAGGUGGUCGUAGUUGGCUACAAAAAAUCAGCUAUUGAUUUAGCCAUCGAGUGUGCAGAGGCAAAUCAAGGACCAGAAGGGAAGCCAUGCACCAUGGUUGUAAGGACUUUACAUUGGACUGUUCCCCACUAUUGGGUUUGGGGUUUGCCCUUUUUCUUGUUCUAUUCAACACGAUCUUCACAGUUUCUCCAUCAAAGACCUAACCAAAGCUUCCUCAGGGCCCUCCUUUGCUCCCUAGUUAUGUCUCCAAUGAGGCAUGCAGUGUCCAAGUUUAUUGAAUCAUACAUACUGUGGAAGCUGCCUUUGGAGAAGUAUGGACUGAAACCAGACCAUCCAUUUGAGGAAGACUAUGCAUCCUGCCAGAUGGCCAUCAUGCCUGAGAAUUUCUUCUCUGAGGCUGAUAAAGGCAAGAUUCUGUUCAAAAGAUCAGAAUCAAAAUGGUGGUUUUGUAAAGAUGGAAUAGAAUUUGAUGACAACACUAAGAUCAAGGCUGAUGUUGUGGUUUUUGCAACUGGUUAUGAUGGUAAGAAAAAAGUUAAGUCCAUCUUACCAGAGCCUUUUCGCAGCUUGCUAGAAUACCCUUCUGGUCUCAUACCCUUAUACAGGGGCACAAUCCAUCCUUUGAUCCCAAACAUGGCUUUCGUGGGUUAUCUCGAGAGUGUUUCGAACCUUCACUCUUCAGAACUGCGCAGCAUAUGGCUGGCUAGGCUGCUGGAUAACAAAUUUAAGCUCCCAAGUGUGGAGCAAAUGCUUGAGCAAACAAGGAAAGAAUUGGAAGUCUCGAAGAAAACAACCAGGUUCUACAAGAGGCAUUGCAUUUCUACUUUUAGCAUCAACCACAGUGAUGAAAUUUGUGAGGAGAUGGGGUGGACAUCUUGGAGGAAGAAUACUUGGUUGGCAGAAGCAUUUAGCCCCUAUGGCAGUCAAGACUAUCUGAAGAAACAAUGAACCUAUAAUUUGCAAUAACAUCCUAAAUGUAUAAUUGAUAGCUCCUUUACACCAGAACUCAAAAUAAAGAACACCUACUUGCAGGAAAAAUGAUCAAUGUAUCAUGUAUUAGCAAAUCAUAAUCUAUAUUAUCUGAAUAAAGAAAUUUUCCAUUGUUUACUUUUGAAAUUCCCAAAAGUAUGAUGUGAAUGUGGUGAUAUUGCAGAAGGGCAAAAAGGCAGGGGAUAAGAGAACAUUAACCAUCUCAACUGGCUUUGAAAUAUACAAAAAUAACCACUUGCUAACCAUAUCCGGUGGAGAUAAUGGACACAGGGAUGAAAAAAAAAGGAGAGCCUUAAAGGCUUUGAAGGAGUUUGAGAGUUUCAUCAGUAUAUGCUUCUGAGGUUGUAACUGGUUGUUGCAUCUGUCUGCCAGGCAAUGUCCCAAACAGAUCUGAUGGCACUCCCCAUUUCCUCACCUUAUUACCCUGCUCGCUUAGUAAUGUGGACGGAAGUUUGUAUUUCUUUGCAAAAGCCCACAUAAAUUUAAAACUACAUAAUCAACUUCAAGCACGAUUUGCAAUCAACUCACCCAAGGCUGAAUGUGAUGAUGUCCUCCAACAAACCAAGCAAAUUUACCAAUGUACUUCAAGCUUUUCCAUACUA
Molecule: messenger RNA, 2281 nt
Organism: Prunus persica (peach)
Lineage: Eukaryota; Viridiplantae; Streptophyta; Magnoliopsida; Rosales; Rosaceae
Product: probable flavin-containing monooxygenase 1
Exons: 5
Coding region: 72-1637 (521 amino acids)
Molecular function (GO): N,N-dimethylaniline monooxygenase activity; NADP binding; flavin adenine dinucleotide binding
Source: RefSeq, a predicted model, not a curated record